This is a messenger RNA of Drosophila montana, 878 nucleotides long. It is a transcript of the gene Cpr64Ad, whose product is annotated as Cuticular protein 64Ad. Gene Ontology annotation, cellular component: extracellular matrix. The transcript has 2 exons. The coding region runs from base 179 to 877 and encodes 232 amino acids. The record is from RefSeq and is a predicted model, not a curated record. Lineage: Eukaryota; Metazoa; Arthropoda; Insecta; Diptera; Drosophilidae.
AUAUGGAUCAAAAGGCAGACGCUGCUGCCAAGCUGCCAAAGCAAAUGCGUCCAAAGCAAAUGCAAAUUUCGCGAAUUGCAGCUGUAUAAAAGUCGACGCAGUUUUGGUAAUGGCAUGUCAGUUCAUUUUUGUUAACCGACGGUGAUAAUCAAAUCCUAAUCCCCCCCGAAGCCGCACAAUGAAUCCUUUGACGGUUGUUGCAGUCCUCUCCACCCUGGCGCUCUCGGCCCAGGCGCACUUUGCCGCCGCCCCCGCUCCACUGGCCGCGGCGCCCUACUUUGCUCCGGCUGCUUACUCCGCGCCGCUGCGUUAUGCUGCUCCGGCUGCUUACUCUGCUCCACUGGGCUUUGCCGCUCCGGCUGCCUACUCUGCUCCGCUGGGCUUUGCUCCAGCUCCCUAUGCUGCUCCCUAUGCAGCUCCCUAUGCAUCUCCUCUGGCCUACUCUUCUCCUCUGGUUGCCAAGACCUUUGCCCCGGCUCCAGUUGCCGCUCCUCUGGCUGCCGCUCCUCUGGCUGCUGCUCCAGUUUCCGCUCCUCUGGCUGCUGCCCCUCUGGCUGCUGCGCCAGAAAUCGUCGAUGCUCAUCCACAGUACAAGUUCGCCUAUGAUGUCCAGGAUACGCUUACCGGCGACUCCAAGACCCAGGAGGAGACACGCGAUGGCGAUGUCGUGCGCGGUUCCUACUCUCUGAUCGAGGCCGAUGGCUCGCGCCGCAUUGUCAGCUACUAUGCCGAUGCCAUCAAUGGCUUCAAUGCCGUCGUCCAGAAGGAUGUGCCCGUUGUGGCGCCCGUCGUGGCCAAGCUCCGCAGCUUUGCGGCACCAGUUGCUGCUCCCGCUCCGGUGCUCGCCAAGACCCUGGCCGCACCCAUCGUUGUCUAAA